UGGAAGGGGCCUUAGAGAUCAUCUAGUCCAGUGUUUCCCAACCCAAACUGUACAACGGACAGCAGCGUCAGCCUUUAUACCAGAAAGCUGGCGGGUACCAUGGGAAAAAAGCAAAACAAGAAGAAAGUGGAAGAAGUACUAGAAGAAGAGGAAGAAGAAUAUGUGGUGGAAAAAGUCCUUGACCGGCGAGUGGUGAAGGGCAAAGUGGAGUAUCUCCUGAAGUGGAAAGGCUUCUCCGAUGAGGACAACACUUGGGAACCAGAGGAGAACCUGGAUUGCCCUGACCUCAUUGCUGAGUUUUUACAAUCACAGAAAACAGCCCAUGAGACAGACAAGACAGAGGGAGGCAAACGCAAAGCUGAUUCAGAUAAUGAAGAUAGGGGAGAGGAGAGCAAACCAAAAAAGAAGAAAGAGGAGUCAGAAAAGCCCCGAGGCUUUGCCCGAGGUUUGGAGCCAGAAAGGAUAAUCGGGGCUACAGAUUCCAGUGGGGAGCUGAUGUUCCUGAUGAAAUGGAAAAAUUCUGAUGAAGCGGACCUAGUUCCUGCUAAGGAAGCCAACAUCAAGUGCCCCCAAGUGGUCAUCUCCUUCUAUGAGGAGAGGCUGACGUGGCAUUCUUACCCUUCAGAGGAUGAUGACAAGAAAGACGACAAAAAUUAAUUCCAUCAUGUGCCAGCCUCUGUGUCCCUCAGACUGUGGAUUUGAAAUGGGGAGGAUAGGAGUUCUGCUUGUCUUGACACCAUAGAGGGGGCUUGAGAAGAUGUCCUUUGAAGAGUCAGUAUGAUUCCUGUGCCCUGCAGCAGCAUCCCAAGGGCUUUAGGCAAUUCUGUGCUGUACACUUUGCAAACCUGUCCCAGUGGAGGGGAAAAGUGUUUGGGGCACCCCAUUCCUCACUUUGCUGAGAGGAGAAGCAAAGGCCCUUCCAUGAAGGACAGACCUUGUGGAGCAGGUGUGGGGUCGAACAAAGAGAUACUGCAGCUCUUCAAAGAGCAUCUCCACAACCCAUGGCCGCCUUCCCAAUAGUGUUAACUCUGCAUUUUUACCACGUAGCAUGUGUGUAGUUUUUGGCUAUUACUGGUGUAUCAUUUGGAGGGGGUGGGGGAAGGGAUAAAGGGAAUGAGUAG
This is a messenger RNA of Vombatus ursinus (common wombat), 1121 nucleotides long. RefSeq names its product chromobox 1 (gene CBX1). The transcript is spliced from 5 exons. The coding region runs from base 100 to 657 and encodes 185 amino acids. The record is from RefSeq and is a predicted model, not a curated record. Gene Ontology annotation, cellular component: nucleus; pericentric heterochromatin. Lineage: Eukaryota; Metazoa; Chordata; Mammalia; Diprotodontia; Vombatidae. Gene Ontology annotation, biological process: chromatin organization; negative regulation of transcription by RNA polymerase II. Gene Ontology annotation, molecular function: chromatin binding.